UUCAUUCUGAUCCAGGUGGAAAUCGAGGUUGUGCUGUGAAUGGGGGUUUGUGCAUAAAUAUUACUGAUCAGUUAUAGAUCAGACCCUAGAAACGAUCUGAGCAUGCUACAAUAGCAACACCCGAUACUGUUUUAUAAAAAUGGCAUUUAAAGGACUGACAGAAAAGUUUUCAGAGAGAGCACUGAAAACUCAACUUCCUUCAACCUGCAUGUGCAGGAAACAGUGCAACAACUGCAAAGUCUUCCUCGGAUUCUUCGUGUUGUCCCUCUCUUUGCAUUUGAUUACGCUCUUCUGCUAUCUGGACCUCCGAUCUGAAAUCAAACGCGAAAUAUCGCUGAAAAACAGAGAUGAAUUGCCCACGGUGGGUUCAUCCGGUCUACAUGAACUGUACUCACACGAACUCCAGCCUGUGGACACCAGCUACCUUGCAAUGGACCAAGAGGAGAGACUACUUCUGAUGAACGAAGACAGCCCCACUGAAGAAGACCACAGGGUUAUUCAUCGAGCUAAAAGAAGUCAGGGCAAAAGGCCUGAAUCAGAGUCAAAUGGAAAAAGGAAAGAGAAGAAGAAAGCCAGAAAAGGACAUCCUGGUUCACCUGGCCCUCCAGGACCUCCAGGGCCCCCAGGGCCACAAGGCCCCCCUGGUAUACCUGGAAUACCUGGUAUACCAGGCAGCAAUGCGAUGGGGCCCACAGGGCCGCCUGGGCCCCCUGGUCCUCCAGGGCCUCAGGGCCCCCCUGGACCCCAAGGACCAGCAGGUGUCCUUGAUAAAGCCAAACUGAGAGAACUCCAGCCUGCCAUGGCUCAUUUGCAAGGCCAAGAAACAACUAUACAAGUCAAGGAAGAUCUUUCAGAAGGCGUCCUCAAAAACUGGAAAAUGAUUUCCGUACACCACAAGGUGUUCAAGAUGCACUCGCGCUCGGGGGAGCUGGAGGUGCUGGUGGACGGCACCUACUUCAUCUAUAGUCAGGUAGAAGUUUACUACCUCAACUUCACUGACAUCGCCAGCUACGAGGUGAUGGUGGACAAAACGCCCUUUCUACGCUGCACGCGCAGCAUUGAGACAGGCCAGCGCAAGUUCAAUACCUGCUACACCGGCGCCGUGUGCCUGCUCCGCGCCCACCAGAGGAUCUCCAUCAAGAUGGUGUAUGAGGACACCUCCAUCAGCAUGACCAACCACACCACCUUCCUGGGGAGUAUACGGCUAGGCGACGCCCCGCUUCCUGGCCACUCCUAAAUCCCAUCCACGCUGUUGCCCCCACUCCUGAGUCACGCUCGCGCUACUUCCUUCCCCUCUUAGCCUCUCCUGUGACCCAUUCGCACUAUCGCCCUGCCUCCUGAAUAUCCUCCAUUUACUUCAUGACAGUAUGUGGUCCUAGGGUUUCUUCUUCCUUAUGUGGGUGGGGAUUAUUGGUCCAUACUGUAGAAUUUAGGCAUGGUUUUCAAGUCGUUUCCAUCCCAGAAUCAAGAUGUUUUAUUGCAGAUGCAAGAUUUAUGAAACUGUCCUGUACUGCAAUUUUGUUUGUGUAUGGUGUGACCAGAGCCACCAACCAGAAGUUUUGAACUGUUGGGGGCACUUCUGUGGAAUGUUUUAUUAUGAAGAAAAGGCUGACUCUCAUGUUUUAAAGCUAGAUUGUAACAGACUAAAUGAAAAGAGUGUUUGGGAGAAAAGGGUCUAUUGAAUUUAAUGUCUCGUUUAUAAGGUAACAGUACCACAAAUCUCACCUGGUAUCUGUUCCAUACAGAAUCUCAGUUUUAGACCCACUGCAAACUGACCAAGACUGCAAGCAGUAGCUUGACCCAUCAUCUAAGUAUGGUUGAGAGGAUAUCGAUGUCAGACAUUUCUUGAUUUGAUCCUGUUCCUUUAACUGGCUCUACGAUGUCAUGGAUGCAUGAAUCAAUACUAAUCGAGUCAAUCCAGUACUGAAGGAGAAUGGAUAGUGUUUGAAUUCAUAAGGCUUGUGUAACACUCGAUGUUAGCCCAUUUUUGACAGAUUAUAGUGUUCCUUUGGUUGUAGGCAUUUUAGAUGUAUAUUUGUUCAUCACUGAAGAAAUGUCAUUUUUUGCUGCCUGUUGUGAAUGAUACGCAUUUUAUUUUUCAAAAACACGUAUAUAAUUUGUAUCUGAUGUUUAUGACAAUAUGUAUGGUAUAGUCAAUACAUGUAUAUCACUUGUUGAAGUGAUUUUUAAAAAUGGCUUCCAGAUUGCCCAGCAGUAUUCACAAGUAUGUUUGUCAGUCUCAUAAAUGGUGAGCCUUGUGAUAUAGUUUGUAAUAAUGAGGUUUCCCCUGGGUUCACAUGCAGAACAAAUUCCAAAUUUCAGUUUGAAAGGAACAAUAAAGGAAUACAAUGAUGUAAGAAUAAUAAGCAUAGUUUAUUUUUUUACUUUU
This is a messenger RNA of Megalops cyprinoides (Indo-Pacific tarpon), 2389 nucleotides long. Its product is annotated as ectodysplasin-A-like. Gene Ontology annotation, molecular function: tumor necrosis factor receptor binding; death receptor agonist activity; death receptor binding. Gene Ontology annotation, biological process: immune response; animal organ development. The coding region runs from base 140 to 1237 and encodes 365 amino acids. NCBI's taxonomy places the organism in Eukaryota, Metazoa, Chordata, Actinopteri, Elopiformes, Megalopidae. Gene Ontology annotation, cellular component: membrane. The transcript has 8 exons. The record is from RefSeq and is a predicted model, not a curated record.